Molecule: messenger RNA, 1691 nt
Organism: Monopterus albus (swamp eel)
Lineage: Eukaryota; Metazoa; Chordata; Actinopteri; Synbranchiformes; Synbranchidae
Product: protein yippee-like 5
Exons: 4
Coding region: 459-821 (120 amino acids)
Source: RefSeq, a predicted model, not a curated record
AUAUACAAGUGUGGGUUCCAGUCUUUAGUCUGCUGUCUAAUGCAGCUUUAAGGUCGUGUUUCCUAUGGUACAAUUAAAAAAAAUACCUUAUGGGUUUAAUUUUGAAAGUCCUGAGCGGAAAAUGUUUUCGUUCUGGCUCAUGGAUAUUCUAGCUAGCUUUACGGAAACGCCAUGAUUGUGACUGUUUGACAACAAUAUAGUAAACGCGAAAUUGUUUUAUAACCGUCGAAUAACCCUAAAACGGCGAAUAAACACACUUCAGCGAAAAACAGCUUAUUUUCUUUCGAUCUCUUCCUUCAGCUAACGUUACGAGGUUCUAAACAACUGAAAAAUGCAAGUCAUGCUGACACCUUCAUCAUAACUUCACAACUAAGGGCUGUGGCUGUGACCCCUGCCCCUGCUGUCAAGGCCAUCAUCCACGCUCAGUUUGGGCAGCCAUCCAAUAAGUGGUAGACAAAAUGGGACGUAUCUUCUUGGAUCACAUCGGUGGGACACGCCUCUUCUCUUGCGCCAACUGUGACACCAUCCUGACGAACCGAGCUGAGCUCAUCUCCACACGCUUCACUGGAGCCACUGGGCGAGCCUUUUUGUUCAAUAAGGUUGUAAAUCUGCAGCACAGCGAGGUCCAAGAUAGAGUCAUGCUGACAGGAAGACACAUGGUGCGGGAUGUCAGCUGCAAGAACUGCAACAGCAAGCUAGGCUGGAUGUAUGAGUUUGCCACUGAGGAGAGUCAGCGCUAUAAGGAGGGACGCAUCAUCCUGGAGAGGGCGCUGGUGAGGGAGAGCGAAGGCUUUGAGCACGCUUCCUCUGACAGCUCCUGAGCCUCCUGUGCUGCUGUAAGGAUUCUCAAUGUGUGACCACUACAGCUCCUCCUCCAGCAGCAGAGCAUGGACUUGCAUGGACAGUGUGCCAUUUAUGAGUAGAGCAAAAAUAAAGUCACAAGUUGAGUAUUUGUGGGAAGCUUAAACAAAAAGUGGUGGACAUUUUACCAUAACUUUAAACAAGUAAGAGUUUCAUCUGCCCAUCUAAAAGCACCUGCAUUUUCAAUAUGUGCCCAACAGGCUGCCAUGUUUGUAAAGUGUGUUGGUGUGGUGGGGUUUUGGCUGCUGUCAGAGGGAGAGAGUUUGCUCCGGCAGCUCAGACACUUAGAAUGUUGUGCAAGGAUACAGAUUCAGCCAUUAACUGACAUUGAAGAACUAAAGUGAAGACGGAGUCUGAUUAAGUGAAAUAAAAUCGCUUGCCCAAAGACUUAUUUGCUAAACAGUGUGAGUUAAUACAUUCAUUUUCUGGUGGACAGUUUUUAUUUCAAAUAAGUCACUUUCAUAUUAGCUGUAUUCUCUAGAAAGAACAUUAUAAAAGUAAACAGAAUUAAAGUACAAAAUGUCAUUAUCAGAGAGGCAGAUGUCAGCUUUGCCCUAUUACAAGUUUGUAUAUCCCUGCUUUAUUUAUUACCUCAAGAUAAAUGAUAGGAAAGUUGAUCAGAAAAUGUUUUACAGGGAUGGAAAAAGACAACUUUUGCAUUUCGGUACACUCUUGCUACAGAAUUCUUCUUCCAGCCACAUAGUUUACUGAUCCUAUUUCCAUGUAUUGUUCAUUUUUGUCCAUUUAACAGUUUCACAGUGAUAUGGUAUUACAAGACAGUAUUAUUAUAUCUAUUAUUUGAAAGAAAUGUAGAACUUUUUGGUCAAAAA